Larimichthys crocea (large yellow croaker) is the source of this 1527-nucleotide messenger RNA. Its product is annotated as protein PLANT CADMIUM RESISTANCE 2-like. Bases 922 to 1527 code for a protein of 201 amino acids. The record is from RefSeq and is a predicted model, not a curated record. Lineage: Eukaryota; Metazoa; Chordata; Actinopteri; Sciaenidae. The transcript is spliced from 4 exons.
CGUUAUGAUAUUAUCUGUGUCAGUGGGGAGGUGUCCGAGAGAGCCCAUUAAAAAAAAGUAUAAGAACCUAAAACUCGUGUUAUUUCUCUGUCACUCAGUAUUGUGCUUGCACAAAGGGAUUAAUCUGCUUUUUAUUUUAUUUACCUUUGGCUAUCAUUUUAGUAAUAUGUUAUAUGUUGUAGCUACUUAACAGUAAGUUUAUGGUAUAUUUCUAAUAUGGUAUCAGGCUGGGACUGUUUGAAUCUAGGCUUUUAUUUUGCAAAAUUAAUGUGUGCAUCAUUUUCAGAGGUUUUCCAAAUAAUAUUGAAAUGAUUUGUUUGCCCAUUGGCUUGUCCUUGUGUCAGUAAAAGUUGAACAUAGAUUAUAGCUAGAAUUAUUAUACCAGGCAUAAUUCCCAUCAACAUGUCAAUGUUUCAACUCAUUAAUAUUCAGGAGUCAUUACUACAUUAUUACUAUUUACGCUGAGUACUGAGUAGUCAAAAGGUAGGACGACACCUAUCUUGGAACUUGGAACCAUGUUCAACCAUUUCCAUUGUAGCUCCUGUGACAUUAGCACAUUUGACAGCGAUGAUGGCGUACACACCAGCAGACACUGUUGCGGUAGCUCUAUUAAAAUAUUGCUGCCAUGAGUAACGCAGCGACCAGGAAAUUCCUGUUUUGGAGUGACAACACGGUGCUCUCAUUUCCUCAUGAACAGGUUUUAUAACUUGGAGCUCUAAAAUCUAGUCAGAUCAUCUACUGCAGAGGAUAGAUGUCUGGUGCAGCAGCAUGACAGUUUCACAUAAGUGUUCUUAUAGAAGACAAAACAAGCCUCUGUAUGUCAUGUUAUCAUCAGGAUUGUCAUCAUAUAGGAGUUUUCUGUAAUUUUGUUUUGCUUCUGUUCAGAUUUCUCCGUGUUAACAGGUUCAUAAUUCACCAGCUAUGGCUUACAAUCCCCAACAACCAGGGGUAGAAAAGCCCAUGACAAACUGGGACACCCAUCUCUUUGAUUGCUUUGUGGACUGCAGUACUUGUUGCUAUGGUUACUGGUGCUGCCCUUGCCUUGCCUGUACAGUUUCAGGGAGCUUUGGAGAGAACUAUUGUCUCCCACUAUGUGACAUUUGCAGCCCUGCCAUAAUGUCAGCCUGCGGAAUACCUCUGUGUGCUCCCCCAGCGCUCUUGUCUCUAAGGGCUGGCCUUCGAAACAGAUAUAAUAUCAAGGGAUCUCUCUGUGAGGACAUUGCAGUUUCCUGUUUCUGUGUCUGGUGCGCCUGGUGUCAACUGCAACGCGAGUUAAAGCACCGCAAAAAGAAUACCGCCAUCAUCGUCAAUAUGCAGCCUCAAAACGUUAUCAACAUAAUGCAGCAGGGUCCAGUGGUGAAUUCCCAACCUGUUUUUGUGGGCCAACAACAGCAACAACCACAACCUGUUUUUGUGGGCCAACAACAACAACAACCACAACCUGUUUUUGUGGGCCAACAACAACAACAACCACGAAAGGCUGAGGGUGACGUAGGCCUUACUUGGCAAGAGGACCUUAGUAAUUAA